Molecule: messenger RNA, 180 nt
Organism: Dictyostelium discoideum AX4
Lineage: Eukaryota; Evosea; Eumycetozoa; Dictyosteliales; Dictyosteliaceae
Exons: 2
Coding region: 1-180 (59 amino acids)
Source: RefSeq, a predicted model, not a curated record
AUGUCAGUUUUAAAAAAUAUAACCUCACUUUCAACUUUUUCAAAAUCUUUAAAUUUAAAAAAACAAAUAUCUGUUGACUUUUCAAACAAUAAUUCCCUUCAAUCAUUUAAUAAUUAUUCUAGAUGGAGUCCAAAUUAUACAAUAAUUGGAUAUUGUUGUAAAAAUAUCAUUGCUGCUUGA